Esox lucius (northern pike) is the source of this 1968-nucleotide messenger RNA. RefSeq names its product coagulation factor IXa (gene f9a). Gene Ontology annotation, biological process: blood coagulation; proteolysis. Gene Ontology annotation, cellular component: extracellular region. The record is from RefSeq and is a predicted model, not a curated record. The transcript is spliced from 8 exons. Gene Ontology annotation, molecular function: serine-type endopeptidase activity; calcium ion binding. Bases 126 to 1655 code for a protein of 509 amino acids. Lineage: Eukaryota; Metazoa; Chordata; Actinopteri; Esociformes; Esocidae.
GGAUUCAAAAGUAAACAAAGUACAGGCUGUACUUUGGAGUGUGCCUGGAUGUGUCCGCAACAAGUGUCUGUGUGUUUUUCUCCCUGCCGGGACACAGCCAUAACACAGCCUAGGAUCAUACAGGGAUGGCGACGGUUUACCCAGUUGUCUUGUGUGUGAUACUACUGAACAGCCAGCUGGCCUGGGGAGAACCAGUUUUCCUGCCAGGCCGGGAGGCCAACGGUGUGCUGAGGAGGCAGAGGCGCCACAACACCGGAGCGUUCGAGGAGCUGCUGAAAGGAAACCUGGAGAGGGAGUGUCUGGAGGAGAGGUGUAGCUUUGAGGAGGCCCGAGAAGUGUUCGAGCAUGAUGAGAAAACGAUGGAGUUUUGGGUGGGUUACGUAGACGGGGACCAGUGCAAGUCCAAACCUUGUCUGAACAAGGGUUCCUGUAAAGACCAGAUUGGUUCCUACACCUGUACCUGCCCAACAGGCUUCACUGGGACUAACUGUGAGAUAGUGACAUCCAGGCAGUGUGAGGUAAACAAUGGACAGUGCAGGCACUUCUGUGAGAGCGCCGGCUCCGGUGGAGCACAGUGUUCCUGUGCCGAGGGCUACAAGCUGGCGCCGGAUGGAGUCAAAUGCCAACCAGAGGUGGAGAACCCCUGUGGCAGAGUUUGGAUGAUGGACACGUUGAAGAAGAGGUCAUUACUCCCGCUUCAGGACACCACCUCAGAGGGCAACGCCAGUAGAACAACGUCCCGCAACCAGACCCAGAUCCCAGCGCUGGCCAGUACCACCAACACCACGGCCGCUCUUCGCCCAGCCAAUCCCAACGCGACCAACAGAAUAUCAGCGACGCGCAGCAGGCUCCCUGUUUGGGUGCAGAACCCAGACCCUACCGGGAAGCCGGCACUGGACGAGAACAGCAGCAGAAAACGUAUCGUAGGGGGCAACACGGUCACCCCGGGAGAAAUACCUUGGCAGGUGGCCCUGGUGCAGAGGCCCAGUGGACAGCUCUUCUGCGGGGGGUCCAUCCUCAGCGAGCUCUGGGUCGUCACCGCGGCACACUGCCUGUUAGACGGACGGGAAGGCACCUUCUUCAUCAGAGUGGGGGAGCACAACAUCAACGUCAAAGACGGCACAGAGCGGGACCACGAGGUGGCGAAGCAUGUCAGGCACCCUCUGUACGACGCCAGGCUGAAUCGGCACAACCACGACAUCGCCCUGCUCAGGCUCCGGGUCCGCAUCGCCUACUCCCCCCGCGUCAGACCCAUCUGCCUGGGGCCCAAAGACUUCACAGAGGACCUGAUGAAGGAGGAGUCCCCGGCGACGGUCAGCGGCUGGGGCAAGAUCCGCUUCCAGGGGGCCCCGUCGCACACGCUACAGAAGGUGGAGGUGCCGUUUAAAGACAGGAUGGAGUGCAAGGGAAGCAACCGUCUCCCCAUCACCAAGUACAUGUUCUGCGCCGGUUACGCCAAAGUAGCCAAAGACUCGUGCCAGGGGGACAGUGGGGGCCCCCAUGUCAAUCGUUACUAUGACACCUGGUUCCUGACUGGGAUAGUGAGCUGGGGGGAAGAGUGCGCAAAGGAGGGCAGGUUUGGAGUGUACACUAGAGUGUCACAGUACUAUACAUGGAUACAUCAGGUUAUGAGUGCGGCCAAGGACACAUUGUAGGCUACUUUGGGUGACUCAAACCUGACCUUUGACCCCUAGGGGCUGACAGAGGUCUGUCUUGCACCAGGUCUUCUCAGGGUUCAACACAAUGUGUCCAUUUUGCAUUGAGAGAAAGUUUCUUUCAGCUUCUUACUUCCAUCUGCUGGCGAAGUUAGGUUUUACACGAUACAAAGUACAUUUGUCUGUUCAAUAAAUCUGCAGAAUAAACUCUACAACACAGAACAAAAAUGUAUUACAAUAAAUACUUUAUUUGGUUUAUAUAGCUGUAGCAAAGCUGUACAAAAAUAACAAUAACAAUGACUUUAUAACAGUA